CGCUGGGGGGAAAGAAGCGGAGUUGAGACCAGCCAGGUGAGGCUGUCUUUAGGGCUGGCGCCCUGGUGUGAAGCUGAAGCCGCCUGAGGUGUGACCCUGGGGAACAAUACCACGAAAGAGGAUGGUGGUACCUUCACUGAAGCUUCAAGAUCUAAUCGAGGAGAUACGUGGGGCCAAGACCCAGGCCCAGGAGCGGGAGGUGAUCCAAAAGGAGUGCGCCCACAUCCGCGCCUCCUUCCGCGAUGGGGACCCUCUGCACAGGCACCGCCAGCUGGCCAAACUGCUCUACGUCCACAUGUUGGGCUACCCCGCCCACUUUGGACAGAUGGAGUGCCUGAAACUGAUUGCCUCCCCCAGAUUCACAGACAAGAGGGUGGGCUACCUGGGGGCCAUGCUUCUACUGGAUGAGAGGCAGGAUGCCCACCUGCUCAUUACCAACAGCAUCAAGAAUGAUCUGAGCCAGGGGAUUCAGGCAGUACAAGGCCUGGCCCUGUGCACUCUGAGCACUAUGGGCUCUGCUGAAAUGUGCCGGGACCUGGCCACUGAGGUGGAGAAACUGCUCCUGCAGCCUAGCUCCUACGUGCGCAAGAAGGCUGUUCUGACUGCAGUGCACAUGAUCCGGAAGGUCCCUGAGCUCUCCAACAUCUUCCUCCCACCCUGUGCCCAACUGCUUCAUGAACGCCACCAUGGCAUCCUGCUGGGCACCAUCACGCUGAUCACGGAGCUCUGUGAACGAAGCCCUGCAGCCCUCAAGCAUUUUCGAAAGGUGGUGCCCCAGCUGGUGAAGAUCCUCCGGACUCUGGUGACAACGGGAUAUUCCACAGAACACAGUAUAUCUGGAGUCAGCGACCCCUUCCUGCAGGUCCGGAUACUUCGUCUCCUUCGGAUUCUGGGCCGGAACCACGAAGAGAGCAGUGAGACCAUGAAUGACUUGCUGGCUCAGGUGGCCACUAACACAGAUACCAGCCGAAAUGCGGGCAGUGCAGUCCUGUUUGAGACAGUGCUGACCAUCAUGGACAUCCGCUCUGCACCUGGCCUUCGGGUUCUAGCCAUCAACAUUCUUGGCCGCUUCCUGCUCAACAAUGACAAGAACAUUAGGUAUGUAGCCCUGACGUCAUUGCUGCGUAUGGUGCAGUCUGAUCACAGCGCUGUGCAGCGGCACCGGCCCACUGUGGUCGAAUGUCUGCGGGAACCUGAUGCCUCCCUCAGCCGGCGGGCCUUGGAACUGAGCCUGGCUCUGGUGAAUAGCUCCAACGUGCGAGCCAUGACACAAGAGCUGCAGAGCUUUCUGGAAUCCUGCCCCCCAGAUCUACGGGCCGACUGUGCCUCAGGCAUCCUGCUGGCAGCAGAGAGGUUUGCCCCAACCAAGCGAUGGCACAUAGAUACCAUCCUGCGCGUGCUGACAACGGCAGGCAUCUAUGUACGGGAUGAUGCAGUGGCCAACCUGACCCAGCUGAUUGGGGGGGCCCAGGAGCUACAUGCCUAUUCUGUGCGCCGCCUGUACAGCGCCCUGGCAGAGGACAUCUCCCAACAACCACUGGUGCAAGUGGCAGCCUGGUGCAUUGGAGAAUACGGGGACCUCCUGCUGGAAGGGAGCUGUGAGGAAACAGAGCCCCUUCAGGUGGAGGAAGAGGAGGUGUUGGCACUGCUGGAAAAGGUGCUGCAGUCCCACAUGUCCCAGCCAGCCACCCGAGGAUAUGCCCUGACAGCCCUCAUGAAGCUCAGCACCCGGCUCCGUGGAGACAGCAACCGCAUCCGCCAGGUGGUGUCCAUCUACGGGAGCUGCCUGGACGUGGAGCUGCAGCAGCGGGCUGUGGAGUACAACACGCUCUUCCAGAAGUAUGACCACAUGAGGGCCGCCAUCCUGGAAAAGAUGCCUCUUGUGGAGAGAGGCGGGUCUCAGGUUGAUGGGGAAGCAAAGGAAAGCAAAGAAGCCCAGCUUUCGGAAACAGCCCUUGUGUCCACAGAGCCCCAGGCCUCCAAGCUCUUGGAUCUGUUAGAUCUCCUGGAUGGCACUUCUGGGGAUGCCCAGCCCCCACCCCCUCUGGAUCCCUCCCCAGGAGGCGCUUUAGUACACCUCCUCGACCUUCCCGGUGCACCUCCACCCCCACCUUCCAUCCCAAAUCUCAGAGUGUUUGAGCGGGAAGGACUACAGCUGCAUCUGUCUUUUGUUCGACCCUCUGGAACUCCUGCUUUGCUCUUAAUCAUGGUCACUGCUACCAACACCUCAGGAGCUGAUGUCACCCACUUCAUCUGCCAGGCUGCUGUGCCCAAGAGUUUCCAGCUGCAGCUACAGGCCCCCAGUGGGGACGCACUUCCAGCUCAAGGUGGCCUUCCAGUGACCCAGCUCCUCAGAAUCCUCAAUCCUAACAAGGCCCCCUUGAGGCUAAAGCUGCGCCUCACCUACAACCACUUUGGCCAGUCGGUGCAGGAGAUCUUUGAGGUGAACAACUUGCCUGUGGAGACAUGGCAGUAACUCAGCCUCUACUCACGGUCUGAAAUCCUCCUGUGUCCUGAACCCCCCCUAGGGUCCCAGCCACUUGGAGCCUGGUGAUUGGCUACCAGCAGGUGGUGCUCUGGGCCUGUGCUUGCCCCUGCAAAAACUGUGGGGGCCUGCCUUCCCAAUAAUGAAAGCCCAAUAAAGCCUGAGGGGCAAAAGCCAUAUUUGGGUAUAUUUGAGAUAGAAAGUGUUUAUGAAUCAUAGAAGGGAAGAGUUUUCUUAUCCAGAAACUAAAGUAUGUAUCUUCCUUUGAGC
Molecule: messenger RNA, 2755 nt
Organism: Panthera uncia (snow leopard)
Lineage: Eukaryota; Metazoa; Chordata; Mammalia; Carnivora; Felidae
Gene: AP1G2
Product: adaptor related protein complex 1 subunit gamma 2
Exons: 22
Coding region: 122-2476 (784 amino acids)
Biological process (GO): Golgi to vacuole transport; receptor-mediated endocytosis; intracellular protein transport
Cellular component (GO): AP-1 adaptor complex; membrane coat; Golgi apparatus
Molecular function (GO): clathrin-cargo adaptor activity
Source: RefSeq, a predicted model, not a curated record